AUGUCUGAGCUUGAUGCAGUGGGUGUGAACACAUCUGUAGACACACCUGAGCCUGCACCCGAGUAUCUAUCUGAGCAAGAUCUACAGCUUUCCGAUGCGGUGAGUGAGGCAGAAGAAAGAUUGAGUGACUACAAGUCGAUUGAUGAGAGUGUCAGGUCGCCCCUCGUCAUCUCCACUUCAAAAAGCGUUCCCAGCUACAAAAUGCAGACACCCACUAAGAUCUCGCGAAUUCCCACGCCCGGAAGGCGAAAGAGCGCGAAUACAACGCCUUCUCCGUCACCCAAUGCAACUAACAAACUCGGGAUCACUUCAAGAAUCACACCGCGCGCUUUGAACAAGAAGGUGGAGCGCGUGGGCAUCGCCAGUGACAUGACACCACAGGCUGCCGCAGAGAACGAGCACUUGCCAACUCUGGAGACUCGAUGUGUGCCUUCUGCAUUCACGCGUAUUCGCUCUGACGGAGGCAGCGGUCUCAAUAGAACGAUAAGUAAUAGCAGCUUGUGCAGUAACGCAGGCAGUGUGGUGAGUGUGUCUUCAUUGACGAGAUCGAAAAACAAACCACCUAAAAGCGACGCGAGAAUGUCGUCUAGAUUGGGUGUUUCAUCGAGAAAUGGCGCACGCAAAAGCACUAGUUUAUUCGCGCCAAUUCAAUCGAUGACGCACAAGAUUUGGCCAACUGCUGCUCCAGAUCUGACGGUGGUUCCUGAAGAUUUUACGCUUAGCGAACAGGCUGUGAUGGCACUGAAGGAGGAUCACGAGGUGACUGAAAAGGGUGUGCAGGAAUUGUUGUCGUAUGUAUCUUCGUCGUCGUCCAGUAUGGCACUAACAACAGCUAAUUUGAAGGCACGAAAAGAGGAAACAAUGUUACUAAAGGCGGGAUUGCGUCGAUUAACUACACACAGUCAAGGUUUAAUGCGGUGCUGCGAAACUCUUGAGAGGAGGACCCUUGAUGUUAAUGAGUACGUGGACGCUUCGAAGGCAGAGAUUGAACGGCUUUCGGAUUUGCUGCGAUUACAGAACACCAAACAAACGGAAGGAAUUCAAUCAGAGCUUGAAUUUGACGAUAUUAAUGGCGACGGAUCAUUAUCCAGACCCUUGUCGGAUACAGAAACUGCGUCUACAAGCUCUUCCCAGAAUAUUUUUCCGAGACAUUCCAGUCAAGAAGCUGAUCGCCAGCGUCAAGAUUUUCAGCUUGCAAUGCAGGAGGAUUCACCGUUAUCAGCCUAUGUGCGGAACGUUCUAAAGAAGGCAACUGACAAGAUAGAAGAUAAGUGGCGGACACGUUUUGCUGAACAGCUUGUCGAACACGAGCAGGCAUUAGCGCAAGAACGGGAGCGCUCUUCGGCGUCUGUGCUUUCUAGCUCUCGUUUAGUUACGGAAACGCUACAUGGGAAAGACGAUGAGCUGAAGGCUAUCCAAGAGCUCAACAUAAAUCUCAAUCAGCAAAUUCGACAAAUGGAGUUGGAUUUGGAUGCCACACGAUCGGAGCGGGAUUUCUUUAAGCAGCAGAUGGAGGAUGACGACGAACGAUCGUCUAGUGCGCAUAGUUUUUGGGAGAAAACUACUGAUCUGGCCAAGCAAAACCGUAAUCUGACAGAGGAUUUGUCCCAGGCGAACAAUACUAUCGUUCGCUUGAAUGAGACAAUAAACAUUAUGAAGUCAAAGGCGUCUAGUCUUAAAACUGAGAAUGGCGAUCGCGUGCGAGCAUCAAAGUCGAUGGUAGCGGAGAGAAACUUGUUGCAGGACAAGCUGACAGCCAUGGAGGCAAAGUUUGAAGAUGAAAAGAAUCGUCGAGAGCAGUUCCAAGUUAAUGUAGAACAGCUGACGGUGGAAAAUACAGCCUUGUACGCACAGAUGGUGGCUCUGCAAACGACGUAUGAAGCCAAGAUGGAAGAAAUGCAGGUGCAACAUGAAAAACGAAACAUUUCGCUGGCGGGUGAGAUAAAACUUCUUCAGGAUCAAAAUCGUUUGAUACGCAAAAGCGAGCCUAAACAUCACCUUGAGUCAUACGGCAGUAGUGGCACAAGCGUAUCAGCGACUGGCUGUAACAAUAGUGUGACGCCACAAGCUGAUACUGAAAGAAGUUUUCAGCGUAUCCAAGAACUCACGAAUGAUCUUCUUGAAGCUCGGCGAGAGCUUUUAGAAAAAGACAAUCUGAUUGAUGAGCUGCAGUCGAAGAUUACGGAAGGGGAAUUAAUGCGCCGUAAACUGCACAAUACGAUUCAAGAGCUCCGAGGCAAUAUUCGUGUUCAUGUUCGUUUGCGCCCGUUCCUGCGUUCUGAUGGUCCGGAAGCCGUCGCAGAGAACCCUGAGUCGGCCAUCAUGUGUGAUACAUUUGCUUCAUCAAUCACGACAAAUGUAGAAACUCCGCACACAUUUGCAUUUGACAAAAUUUACGGUCAAUCAGACUCUCAAGAAGUUGUAUUCAAGGAUGUGUCCCAGUUCAUUCAGUCAGCAAUGGAUGGGUACAAUGUUUGCAUUUUUGCCUAUGGCCAAACUGGAUCUGGCAAAACUCACACGAUGCAAGGUAGCGGAAAGGCUCAGAUGCGCGGCAUUAUUCCGCGAUCGAUUGACCACAUUAUAAAUUGCUGUGAAGAAUUGACGGCCAUGGGGUGGAACUUUUCGCUCAUGGUAACUUUUUACGAGAUUUACAAUGAAACUAUCCGUGACUUGCUUUCUAUGAACAAUGGCUCAGACGUAAAGCACAACAUUCGCACGGACAAUCGCGGUCGAAAUUACGUAGAUGGACUUACUGAAGUAUAUAUCGAUUUCGAUCAAGCUGCAGAGCAAGUAGACGAAAUUGUGAACCUGGCGGCAUGCAAUCGCUCAGUGGACCGAACAGACAUGAAUGCGCAUUCUUCUCGAAGCCAUAGCAUCUUCGCUUUGAAGAUUCGUGGAUACAAUGAAGCGCAAAACACUGAGGUUGAAGGGACUUUGAGUCUGGUUGAUCUCGCUGGUAGUGAGCGUCUCAGUCGCUCACGUGCUACUGGAGAGCGGUUGAAGGAGGCUCAAGCCAUAAAUAAGAGUCUAAGUGCUUUGGCUGAUGUGUUUCAAGCGCUUGCAAAAAAGUCCUCUCAUGUGCCGUAUCGCAAUAGUAAGCUUACGUAUGCUUUGCAGCCGGCACUUUCAGGAGAAGGAAAAACAUUGAUGAUGGCAAACCUGUCGCCGACGUACGCGUCACUGGAUGAGUCAUUGUGUAGCAUGCGUUUUGCUCAAAAGGUCAGCCAAUGCGAGCUUGGGGCCCCCGUACGUCAGAUCAAGUCGACAAGACGCCAGUCCAUGGGUCCUGGGGAUCUGACUCGUAACGGCAUCGCGAGUUCGUCUCCACGUGAGAAUCGACGAAGCACAUUAACCCCAGGAAUGUUAAGAAAACUGGUGUAA
This is a messenger RNA of Plasmopara halstedii, 3381 nucleotides long. RefSeq names its product kinesin-like protein. Bases 1 to 3381 code for a protein of 1126 amino acids. Lineage: Eukaryota; Oomycota; Peronosporomycetes; Peronosporales; Peronosporaceae. The transcript has 2 exons. Gene Ontology annotation, molecular function: microtubule binding; ATP binding; microtubule motor activity. Gene Ontology annotation, biological process: microtubule-based movement. The record is from RefSeq and is a predicted model, not a curated record.